AUGGCGUUUUUCUAAAAAAGAUUUGCUUCCCGAAUAAUAAUUAAAAAACUGCAGAUGCGAAGAAAAUUGUAUGCAGUCUAUUUCACAGUAAGCCUACCAAAUAACAUCAGUUUUGGCAUGUUUUAAGUUUAUUAGAUUGGCAUGCAUAUUGCACACCAAUCUAAUAAAGUAGCCGCUACUGUCAGUGCCUUCAGCAGAUGGCGGCAAUGUGUGUGGACCGCCAGUUGUACACUAAUAAUGUUUGUAACUUGUGUAUGAAUUAGUGAAAGUGAACCUGGUCAUUGGCCCCUUUAAAAUAAAAUACGUUGUGUGUAAGCAGUUCACAAUGUUACAUACACGUAUAUUAAUGGUAAAAUCCAAAAUAUUACCAUUGUGUGAAUAGGCUACAGACUUGUAGGCUAUCCCAAAUGUUGUAGGCUAGAUAAUUUCCCAUGAGGCAGUGAGUUCAAUCACGCGCGCAUCAUUUGUUCAAAAUAAUUUCCUCCAGAAUCAAGGACAGUUUUCUACGUCACACUUCUAGUCAAUAAAAAGUCAUGGACCAACCCAAAAUGGACCGUGAGAAAAUGGAGCUUGUUGGCGUCACCCACGUUUUGGAUGCCAUCACAUUUUGGGCACAGAAUGUCAAUGAGGACCAAGCAAUUGAGGCGAUGAGCAACAUUUUGGCACACAAGUGUCCAGAAUAUCCAAGGUUGUUUGGAACCCCAAUUCCUCAGAAGAUAUAUGGGGCAAUGUUCUCUGAGGACAGCUGUUGGUAUAGAUGCAAGGUCCAACAGCAGAUUGAUGAUAAGGUCCAUGUGUCCUACAUUGACUAUGGGAAUUCGGAGGUUGUCAGUCGAUCAGCAGUUGUUGAACUGCCAGUGGAUUUACAGUCCCCAUCAUUGGCCAAGAAGUACAAGUUCUGGGGCUUCCAUGUGUCCAGUGACCAUGACUCUCAACAUUUCAAGCAGGGAAAAGCCUUCUUACAGAAUUUAAUACUCGGUAAGAAAGUACGUAUCCAGAAGAAGUCAGUCUGCUUCGACGGGACAAUCCUUGUUCAGGCUUUCCAGGGAAACUUGGACAUUGGCGAAGAGCUUAUGAGGAUGAAGUUUGCCAAGCAAAGUCUACCGGGGAGUAAUCAAGAGAGCUCCGUGUCCCGGCCCUCCCUCCAGGACUCCCCUGCCCUGCUGGCCCACAUGCUACUGGAGAGAGGCCAGGGAGAGGGAGACGUCUCGGCCUCACCAGUCUGCAUGCCCAAACUCCGCCCGGUCUUAAGUGACCAGAUACCUCAGUCAGUGAAGGAGAAAAACACUGUCGCAGCCCCACAGCCAAUCGACUCAAUCAAAAUAAACAUGGAACUGGAUGUUUUGGUGGAGAAUGAGAAACUGAAGGCAGAACACGAUGCUCAGCAACAGAUUACCCAGCAAAAGGAGAAGGAACUGAGUGACACUCGCUCAGAGCUGCAGAGGCUGAAAGAGGAGAACCUGAGAGAGACCGAGAAGUAUAGGGUGGAGAAGGAUCUGCUUCGGGGCCAAUCGGAAGAGCUUGAGAAACACCUGCGAGUUGCAAAGUUUGAGCUUGAGGGUCAUAAGUAUGGAAGUGCAGUGGUAGUGCAGUCUGCUAGGGAAGAAAUGCAAAGAAAUGAGAAGGAAAUGGAUAAGCUUGUGGACUCUGCAGUGUCUGAGCAAUUCUGCCGACUGGCAGAGAAAGUCAUUUCUUUGAGGGGAUUAAGGGAAAGAAGCCCGGGUUUAACAGAUAGUGACAGCCUGAUGGAGUCUAUUAGCACAGUCAUAAACGACAGCAUCUCCGCCCCUGGCACCAUGGGGAAGUUGGAUGCGGCACGGCAUGAUUACAUGCAGGCCCAAGAGAAGCUGAGAGAGUGUGAAACGAUGGAGCAGCUUGGGGAUUUGAUCACCAACAGAAACGAGGUGCGCAGUGUGCUGACUGCCACUGUGGAAGCCUUCUUGGAAGAGGCAAAGAGUUUGCCUGUCAGAAAGCGCUUAGAGAAACUCGAGGAGGUGAGCAUGUCCCUGGCUGCAGUCUUUGGUCUGUUCUCCCCAGAAGAGGUGGACGAGCAUGCCUUUGAGCAGUAUUACCAGUGGAAGACCCAGACACACCAGCAGUCCAGCAGUGUUCGAGAUGAAACGGACAAGGCCCUGGGUGCCCUGUGUACCUGGUCUGAGAACAUUGGCAAGUUCUUCUGUCUGUCCAAUAAUACAUCAGUGAGUGUGACAGACCUAAUUGGUGGUAUAAGUGAAAUCCUGAAGCAGGCAGAGCUGCAUGUAUGCAAGGAGAUGGAUGUCUCUAAAUCAGUAGCCAACAACCAGAACAAUAAGGUUGUGACCAACGCUUUUCACAAAGUGAUGCAGCACAUUCAUGAGGAGAAGAAGGUCCUGAAUGAUUUGAUGGAAAAGUACCUGAUGAAUACUAAGGGGGAGAUGCUGCAGUGGCAGAAUGCCAGCCCCACGCCAGACACCCUCUUCUCCAUCAAGAAGCGCAUCAGGACUCUGAGGUCCCAACUGCGGUGGAGACAGGUGGAAGAGAGUACUCUGGAGGAGUGUGAGGAGCUGGACUUAACAGAGAUCUUGAAGAAGAAGGAGGAGAUCACGGAAACCCGAAAAGCCCUUUUCCAAGAAAUCGCACGAGAAAAGGAGGAAUAUACCAAGCUAAGUGCACUUGUAGAGGCUGGCUUCCCAGAGCUUCCCUUGCUCUACCCGGAAACAGACAUCCACAGCUUUAUGAGCUCUGGAGGUCUGCUGGUGAGUAGUCUGGACAAAGACAUGUUCGAUGCUGAGCCUAUGAGGGAGCUGAGUGACCACAGACCGCUGGUGCACACGGAGUUCCAGGGACAGAGGGUUAUACUAAAGAGUUACACCGUGAACGAGGAGGUGGAGGAGAGGGUUCUGGAGAGAACCGCCCAGUUCCACCGGGCCAGGACACAGGGUGAGGCUGUCGCUGGGAUCCUCUCACUCCUGGCUCUGUUCUUCAGCAAGUCUGAUCCGCUUGCCUAUGUAAUGGUGCCAUAUUUCCCUAAUGGGAGUCUGAAGGCCGUUCAGACAGCCAGUCCCUUGUCCACCUCAGAGGUUUGUAAGGUGAUGAAGGGAGUGGCCCAAGGACUAGAAAGUCUGCAUGCUGUGGGCAUCACACACGCCUCUCUCAACCCCAGCAAUGUGUUCGUCCUCAACCGGCAGCAAGGCAUGGUGGGAGACUUCGACUUCACCAAGACACCUGAGCAAAGGGCGGUGAGCAGAGGGAUGGUGGCAGGUUCUGUCAGCCUGGUGGCCCCAGAGCUUCGCCAGGGCUCCGCUCCCCCAUCUCCAGCCAGUGACAUGUUCUCAUUUGGCUGUCUCCUGCUCUGGCUUCAUGUCCCAGAUUUCAAUGGUGCAUUGAACACGCUUGAUGAACUGAAACUGGUUCCGAAACUGCAAGCUCUGCUCUCUAAACUGCUGGUGUCUGAAAGAAGGCUGACUGCUGUGGAGGUCCUGGCUGACCACUACUUUCAGUCAGACGAGGCAUGAGAAACUAUUAGGGGAACUUGUUUGAUGGCAUACUUUUUUAUUUUUAAACAUUUGUUUGUCAAGAGUUUAGAUGUGCACAUAUUUGUUUCUGUUCACCCUUUUUAGAUGUGCAAUUAGAAUGUUUAAUCACCCAGGUUAUGUUUGCCUUAUGCUGCAGUUGCUUUGCAAAGAAUAAAAAAGAUUCUGACA
Osmerus eperlanus (European smelt) is the source of this 3683-nucleotide messenger RNA. It is a transcript of the gene stk31, whose product is annotated as serine/threonine kinase 31. Gene Ontology annotation, cellular component: autophagosome; membrane; cytoplasm. Gene Ontology annotation, biological process: regulation of autophagy; peptidyl-serine phosphorylation; autophagosome assembly. Gene Ontology annotation, molecular function: ATP binding; protein serine/threonine kinase activity. The transcript is spliced from 26 exons. NCBI's taxonomy places the organism in Eukaryota, Metazoa, Chordata, Actinopteri, Osmeriformes, Osmeridae. The record is from RefSeq and is a predicted model, not a curated record. The coding region runs from base 534 to 3494 and encodes 986 amino acids.